UUAAAUACAGGUUUUGAAUUUAGAAACAAAAUUAAUAAAUACUUAUUUUUGAAAAUGAAGAACCUUUUAUAGCCCAAAAGCAAUAAAACACAAUUCUUGGAAUAAAGCAAAGGGUAGAAUAAGGAGAAUUAAACUAAAUAACUAGUCAAAAAUAUAUUAAAAACAAUAUGUCAGUAUAAUUUAUAGUAUAAAAGGCUCAAAAAUGGUUAUUUUUAUGGCAAGAUUAUUAACUAAACUGUUACAGGUGAAUCUGCUUUUCUUUUCGAUUCUGGCGAGUUUUACUAUGGUUAAUUUUGCAAAUGUUAACCUCAUGGUUAUGGUGUAUUGAUUAUGUAAAACGGGUCUAUCCUUAAGGGACAUUUUUUGAAUGGAACUAUAUACGGGAUGGGCUAAAUUGAAUUUGUUAAUAGAGAUAUUGUUAGAGGUACUUUUGAAAAUGGUGAGCUUGUAGGAGAACGCAUCAAAUAUAAUUAUAACUCUCGAUAAUGGACAUACAAGAGGUAUGGAGAGAGUAAUAAAGAGAAUGAUCUGAAGUAAACUAUAGAAGAUCAAUUCUAUUUUGAUUAAGUGUUAGCUGAUAAAUUAGGAGGUUAUAAAUUAAAUAGAGUUGAUGAAUCUAUCAUUAUAGGAACAAAAGAAUUAGGAUGCUACAUCAUUUGCAGAAAAGAUUUCUAUAAUAUUUAAAUAGGUUCAUUUAAUGAAUGUAUGAGAUUAAAUAACAAAGGUAAAAUAUUCUUUUAGAAUGGCGAUAUGUAUGAGGGGAAUUUUAAGGACUAAAAAUUUCAUGGAAAAGGCGUGUAUUAUAAUGGUUAAGAUAGUAACUGGAUUGUUGGUAUAUUUGAUUAAAAUUAAAUUGUUUAGGUCUUAUAGAGUGAUACAAGUUAUCCUCCUCCAUUCUAUCAAAAUGCAUUUAAAGAAGAAACAGGAGCUGUUGAUAUUUAAUUAUCUAUAAAAAACAAUUUUGCAACAAGUAAAUUAUAUAUAAAAUGCUUAUUUGGUAAAAAUAACCAACUCUAUCAAAGCAUGAAAGACGUCAAUUCACUUAAAAUAUAAGUCAGCUCAAGUAAAAGCUAUGAAUAGCCCUUAAUUAAUAGUGGAUAUGUUUAAAAUACUUAAGAUUAGUUAAGAAGCAUUUAGUUAAAGACUGAAUAACCACUUGAAGAAAUUCCUUUAAUUUAAGAUUAGUAGUUAUCUGAAAAGCAAAAAGAAAAAUCAAUUAAAGUAGAAUCUUUGUUGGGCUAAAAGUAAUUGUGUUCCUCGCUUCUCCAAAAAGAAAAUAUUGUAGAUAAUCAGAUAAAUAAAAAAGAAAAUAAAUAAAUGAAUAAAACUGAAUAAUAUCCAACAAGCAUUUACCAUAAUUUAGAGUAAAAAUACUAAAAAUUAGAUGAAAUUAUAGAAACAAAUCUAUAUUAAAAAUUUAAUAAAUCUGAAAAUCGCAGCUAAAUAGAAAGAAAAUCAUGCUUAAAGCAAAGAUCAAUAGUAGAUAAUGAAUCUGACGAUAAAUAAAAAUCACUUUAGACUUUUCUGAAACUAGAUAAGUCUUUAUAUAAACAGUAAUCUGAAACCUAAAAUUAGAAUAGUAAAUCUAAAUUUGAGGAAAGCUAGUCAAAAAACAAUAGAUAAAACUAAUUAUAGCCAUAAUUUAUUUAAAAACAAAUAGAACAGUAACUAUAAAUAAAAAUCAUAGAAAAUUCAAUUUCUAAAUCUAUUUAAGAUAUUAAGCCAAUCAGCUAGUUUUAAAAUUUGAAUUAAGCAAAUGUCAAUAUUUAGAGUUCAAAAAUUUCAGAUAAUAAAUCAUAAAUUGACAAGAAAAAUGAAAAUAAAGAAAAAAAUUUAUAAAUUAACUUACUGCAAGUAAAUACAAAAACAAAAUAAAACUAUAGGUAAGAAUAAAAAACACCAACUAUGAGCUUAGAAAAUAGAUAGAGUUUACAUAUACUUAAGACAGAAUCUAACAAUUAAAAUGAUUAUGUUUUAAAAACAGAGGCAAACUUUUAGAGUUAAAAUGCCAGACUUAGAAGCAAUAAUAGCUAUAGUAAAGCAAAUGGCUUAAAAGUACAUAUGAGAAAUCAUUCAGAAACUAUUAAAAAUAUGCUCUAGGGAAGAGAAAAUAGCCAAAAUUCUAGGAGUAACAGCAGCUAUAAAUCUCCAUCUUAAGAUCCUAAUCACAAAGAUUUUCUUAAUUCAAAUGGAGUCUAAGAAAUAAUACUAAGCAAUCAUACACACUUGUUUACAAGAGCUAAUUCAAAUAACAAUAUAAAAUAAUCAAGAGAUUCUUCAUCUCAUAAAGAAAGAUCCUCAAAAAAUAACUCUCAGUAUAAUAAUACAUAAGUGAAUACAAGAAAGGACUAAGAAUUUAACAUAGAAAAGAAAAGCAACUCUUCACAUGAUAUUAAUAAAUUGUUUAAAAAGCCUUCUUGCUUAUUAUACAGAUAAGGAUCUUCUGCCUCUAAUAAUUCAGUUGUCACUCAAUCUUCUACAGUAAAUAUAACAUAAAAUUUAAAUAAUAGUCCAGUCAAAGAAAAAACACUUUCAGCAAAAUUAAUCGAGAAAUCUUCAUCAACAUAAUCAAACUAAAAUUUGUUAAUUUAAAGGAACAAACUAAUAACUAAUUAUCAUUUAAAAAAUAAAAUUAUAUACAAAUGA
Messenger RNA from Tetrahymena thermophila SB210, 2646 nucleotides. RefSeq lists its product as hypothetical. NCBI's taxonomy places the organism in Eukaryota, Ciliophora, Oligohymenophorea, Hymenostomatida, Tetrahymenidae. The transcript has 7 exons. The record is from RefSeq and is a predicted model, not a curated record. Gene Ontology annotation, cellular component: cytosol.